Beta vulgaris subsp. vulgaris (sugar beet) is the source of this 2202-nucleotide messenger RNA. RefSeq names its product lysine--tRNA ligase, chloroplastic/mitochondrial. The record is from RefSeq and is a predicted model, not a curated record. The transcript is spliced from 13 exons. Bases 122 to 1876 code for a protein of 584 amino acids. Gene Ontology annotation, biological process: lysyl-tRNA aminoacylation. NCBI's taxonomy places the organism in Eukaryota, Viridiplantae, Streptophyta, Magnoliopsida, Caryophyllales, Amaranthaceae. Gene Ontology annotation, molecular function: tRNA binding; ATP binding; lysine-tRNA ligase activity. Gene Ontology annotation, cellular component: mitochondrion; cytosol; cytoplasm.
UGAAAUGCCAAAUGAGAAAUGUGCUGAAUUCAGGAGGAAUAGAAAGAAUCAAAGAAAGGCCCUAAAGAGGUAGUGACAGUUUAUCUCUAAAGAAGGGUGAAGAAAGUGAGCUAGUGCGACGAUGAUGAUGGAUGGAGUGAAGGUAUGGAGCCAAAUCCAAUCGUCUCAGCAGCUGAAGCAGCUGCUCCAGUGGAAGUCGAAGUUGUCGUUGGGCAAUACAACUACAUCAUUCGUUCGGCGCCGCUUUGUUGCCUGUGCGACUCCGACUCCGACUCCGACUCCGAGCCGCAGCCGCCGUCCCCAGUCGUCGUCUUCUACUUCUACAUCUACAUCCGACAGGGAAGCUGUCCGCACCAUCCGCCUGAACAAGGUGGAAGAAUUGAGAAGCAAGGGGUGUGAGCCUUACGCAUACAAGUGGGAUAGGAGUCAUUCAACAAGUGAACUUCAGUCCAUGUAUGAGAAUCUUCCUAGUGGUGAGGAGGCUAAUGAUCACGUCUCCGUUGCCGGAAGAAUUAUGAGUCGCAGGGCUUUUGGGAAGCUUGCCUUUCUCACUCUAAGAGAUCAUUCUGGCACAAUUCAGCUUUACUGUGAAAAGGAUACGCUCUCUGCAGAUCACUUUGAGCAUUUAAAAGCACUUGUUGAUAUUGGUGAUAUACUUGGUGUAACUGGCACUUUGAAAAGGACUGAGAAAGGGGAGCUUUCUGUUCGUGUCAAUUCCUUUGCAAUCCUUACCAAAUCCUUACUCCCACUGCCCGACAAAUUCCAUGGCCUCACCGAUGUUGAUAAGCGCUACCGUCAAAGGUAUGUAGACAUGAUAGCAAAUCCUGAAGUUGCUGACAUAUUUCGGAAGAGAGCCAAGAUCAUCUCAGAGAUUCGUAAGACUGUGGAAUCCUUGGGCUUUGUUGAGGUUGAAACUCCAGUUCUACAGGGAGCAGCUGGUGGAGCAGAAGCGAGACCGUUUGUAACAUACCAUAAUUCACUGGGAAGGGAUCUAUAUCUUAGAAUAGCUACUGAGCUUCACUUGAAGAGGAUGCUGGUUGGAGGCUUUGAAAGGGUUUAUGAAAUUGGAAGAAUAUUCAGAAAUGAGGGCCUCUCGACUCGUCACAAUCCUGAGUUCACCACAAUAGAGUUGUAUGAAGCAUAUUCCGACUAUGAGAGCAUGAUGACCAUGGCAGAAGAAAUUGUUACUCGCUGUGCACUUGUAUGUCAAGGAAAGCUUAAGAUAGAGUAUCAGGGAAUAGAUAUAUCUUUAGAGCGGCCGUGGAGGAGGGAGACUAUGCACAAUCUUGUUAAGGAAGCAUCCGGAAUUGACUUUAAUGAGUUUCAUGAUAAUCUUAUAGCUGCUAAGGAAGUUACCUUAAGAACGCUUGGAAGCAGCCUUGAGGACAAGGACAAAUUUGCUAUUGCUAAUUGCCCAUCAAUUGGCCAUAUUCUUAAUGAGGUCUUUGAGAUAGUUGUGGAGCCAAAGCUCCUCCAACCUACAUUUGUUCUAGAUUAUCCCGUUGAAAUAUCUCCUCUUGCUAAACCACACAGAAGCUUUGUAGGUCUGACUGAGAGAUUUGAACUGUUCAUCUGUGGCCGGGAGCUAGCAAAUGCAUUCUCUGAGUUAACAGAUCCUAUAGAUCAGAGGCUACGUCUGGAAGAGCAAGUGAGGCAGCACAAUGAGAAGCAAUUGGAAGCAGACCACAAGGAGAACAAGAGUGAAGAUGGUCCAUAUAAGGUGACCCUUGAUGAAGAUUUUUUGACAGCAUUGGAGUAUGGAAUGCCUCCAGCUUCUGGAAUGGGAUUGGGAAUUGACAGGCUAGUGAUGCUACUAACGAACUCUGCCGGCAUUCGGGAUGUCAUUGCCUUCCCUGUCCUCAAGGUUCAGAACUAAGAAGUAGGCAUGAGCAUGAAUUGGAGCUGGAAUUUGAGUUGUCCUUUUGAAGAAUAGCCCUUUGAAUGGCAAGCUUUUAUUUAUGAAUGCUGAUGCUUCUCAGCUUCUGAGAUGAGUGUCUCAAGCCUUUCUAGCUAAUUUAUUGAUCUGACAACGAGAAUGAGAGUUAAUUGCUUUGAGGAAGGUUUCGGAUGUAUCAAGUUCUUUGUUUAGAAAUUUCCAAGUUUUUAUUAUAGGACCACUAAGAUUUUUGUCGGUGAAAUAAAGGAGAAUUACUGGACAUGAUGCGUUGCCAGAAUCAAUCACAAUAUUGCUUGUUACGUCCA